AUGGGCAAGGAAACUAUUACCCUCGCUUCCGGCCGUGAAAUGCCUCUCGUGGGCUUCGGCUUGUGGAAAGUUCCCCGCGAGUCCUGCGCCGAUACCGUCUACAACGCUAUCAAGACCGGUUACCGCCUCUUUGACGGCGCCUACGACUAUCAGAACGAGAAGGAGGCCGGAGAGGGCGUCCGCCGCGCCAUCGCCGACGGCCUUGUGAAGCGUGAGGACAUCUUCAUCACCACCAAGCUGUGGAACAACUACCACCGCAAGGAGCACGCCAUUCCCACGGCCAAGAAGCAGAACGAGACCUGGGGCCUGGGCUACAUCGACCUGUUCCUCAUCCACUUCCCCGUUGCCCUCAAGUACAUUGACCCUGCCGUCAACGAGUACCCUUGUUGGUGGAUGGACAAGGACCAGAAGAUUGUCGAGCCAGACAGCGUCCCCAUCCGCGAGACCUGGGAGUGCUUGGAGACGCUCGUCGACGAGGGCAUCGCCAAGUCCAUCGGCGUCUCCAACUUCCAGGCCCAGUCCCUCUACGACAUCCAGUCCUACGCCCGGCACCCCAUCUCGUCGCUGCAGAUCGAGCACCACCCCUACCUCGUGCAGCCCGACCUCGUGGCCAUGGCCCAGGAGCACAAGAUCGCCGUCACCGCCUACUCCUCCUUCGGGCCCCAGUCCUUCCUCGAGAUCUCCAACAAGCGCGCCCUCGACGCCAAGGGCCUCUUCGAAGUCGACCCCGUCAAGAAGGCCGCCGACAAGCACGGCGUCACGCCGGCCCAGGUCCUUCUCCGCUGGGCCACCCAGCGCGGCGUCGCCGUCAUCCCCAAGAGCAACAGCCAGAACCGCCUGAAGCAGAACCUCGAGGUCAACGGCUUCGACUUGACCCCCGAGGAGAUCGAGUCCAUAUCCGACCUCGACCUCGGCCUGCGCUUCAACGACCCCGGUUUCUACCUGCCCCAGCGCCCUCUGCGCAUCUUCGCCUAA
Messenger RNA from Colletotrichum graminicola M1.001, 975 nucleotides. RefSeq names its product aldo/keto reductase. Lineage: Eukaryota; Fungi; Ascomycota; Sordariomycetes; Glomerellales; Glomerellaceae. Gene Ontology annotation, molecular function: aldose reductase (NADPH) activity. The record is from RefSeq and is a predicted model, not a curated record. The coding region runs from base 1 to 975 and encodes 324 amino acids. The transcript has 3 exons. Gene Ontology annotation, cellular component: cytosol.